AUGCCGGCGUACCACUCGACGCUAAACGAGCUCCAGACGCAGGAAGCGUGCGGCUGUGCCAUUCUGCCCAUCAAGACGCGCGCACGUGGCCCUGCGCCGCCUGCGCCCGAGGACCAGGACGAUAUCGUGGACGAAGUGAUCACGCUCUUCCGCGCGAACGUGCUGUUUACGAACUUUGAGAUUAAGGGCAACGCCGACCGCGUGCUCAUUUACGGCACGUUAUUUGUGCACUUGUGCCUCAAGAAACUCGACCGCUGCAGUAAAAAGACCGACGCGGCGCGGAUCUUGCAGCAGACGGCUGUUGACGCGUUCGCGAUACCUGGCGACUCGAGUUUUCCACUUGGUGGCCUCGUGCGUGCGCCGUCAAGUGCGAGUGAAGCAGAAACGAUCCGUGGCUUUCUGAAGCAGUUCCGCGAAGCAAUUGCCGCUCGUCUGGUCGAUGAGGUGUUCCCGAACGGCGAGAAGAGCAAGUGGUGGAUGCUGUUUGCCAAGCGGAAGUUCAUGAACAAGGAGCUGUCGCGCUAA
Hyaloperonospora brassicae is the source of this 525-nucleotide messenger RNA. The record is from the annotation of a GenBank genome assembly. Lineage: Eukaryota; Oomycota; Peronosporomycetes; Peronosporales; Peronosporaceae.